AUGCGAGUGUCAUUCACAAUGAUGCACUUAUUAACCUUAACGUCUUAAUCUAUCUUUCCGAUCGAACAAGUGGAAAUGACAUACUGGCCACUGAUUUUUAUUAUCAUAACACACCUUCUGAUGUACUACAAGAGCAAUUUAUACAAGCGUAUAUCUCAGCAUCAAAUGGUAGUCAGAACUCACAGUCUCCAAUUGGAGAAAAUUGGAUUGCCUCUAAUUCAUACUCUUAUCAAAGGGCUCAGAAGCAACGCUCGAAAAUUGAACGUCUUGAAGCGGAAAACGUAAAAUUGAAGAGAAUAAGUAAGACGUUGUCCCACGAGAUCAAAGCGAAAACAACACUUUCGCAGUUGCAAAUUACUGAGUUGAGAGAAGAGAAUAACAAAUUGGCGAUAACUUUGGCAAACAAGGAUGCUGAGAUACAAGGAACGUUUUUAGAACUUAGCCGUUUAAGUGUGGAGUUAACGACAGUACAGAAUGAAAAGAAAAGAGAUGAGCUGUUUAGUACAUACAUACAUACAUACAUACAUGACUUUAUUUAGAACACGGAGAACCAUCAGUACAUUUUAUGAAAAAAAUCUAUUUACAAAUAAAAGCAAUUAAUAUAAGUUAGGAAGAAGACAAGAUUGAAGGGAAGAAGGAAAGGAGGAGAGGUACUGUUCUACCUGGUUUGCCGUGUGGGAGUCGGUAGGACUGGAAGAAUAUAGAGAUUCCAGACUUCCUUUAAACGAGGAGAGGGAUGAUGAUAAUCUAAGAGAUUCAGUCAAGCAGUUCCAUAGUGAUGCUCCACUAUAACUGAAGGAGCGCUUAAGAUAAUCAGUAUUGGGCUUAGGAACAAAUAACUUGCCAUUAGAAUUUCUUAGUAAAUAUUGACAAUUUCUGGAUGAAAACAAUUCUUGUAAGUACUGGGGAGAUUGACCAUUAAGAGUUUUAAACAUAACAACAGCUUUUUGCUUUUGACGGUUAACCGGCAAAGUGUUCCACUGCAGCUGAUCUAGAAGUUGACUAGAUGAAAUAUCGUAAGAAGAACGGGUAAUAACACGAGCUGCUCUGUUUUGAAGUUUUUGAAGCCUAUCACUUAGAGUUACUCCGAGGCCGUCCCAUACUGGAGCACAAUAGGAAAAGUAUGGUUCAAUAAAACCUUUAUAGGCUUUAAUAGCAGUUUCUUGGUCAAUCAGCCCGCGCACCCGUUUUAAAGCUCCAAUACCAGAAGAGAUCUUUUUAGUGAUGACCUCAACAUGGUUUCUCCAAGUAAGGUUUUCAUCCAGGGUUAGCCCUAGGGUUUUAGUUGAACUAACUUGCCUCACUGGCACAUUGUCGACCGAGACACUUGGCUCGUAAUUAUUAAAAGUUGCUAAACGCUGACGUGAACCAAUGAUCAUGAACUCAGUUUUAGCAAUAUUCAAGCUUAAUUUGUUGGCUAUUAACCAUCUGUUUAGGUUAAUCAGACUAGAAUUCAUCAGAAAUUCAAGGUGAGAUAAAUUAUCACUACUAAAAUUUAGAUUGGUAUCGUCAGCAAACAUUCUUGCGAAACCCUCAUUUAGGCAGUUUGGGAGAUCGUUGAUAUAAACCAAGAAUAGCAGAGGCCCGAUUAUUGAACCCUGAGGAACUCCUCUGGAUGUAGAAGAGAUACCAGAAAACUGACCGUUAACAAAACACUUUUGCCUACGAUCAGUUAAAUAGGAUCUAAACCAAGAUUGUGCCAAGUCAUCCACACCAUAUGCUUUCAACUUUGAAAGUAAAAUGUUAUAGUCAAUAGUGUCAAAGGCCUUCUUCAGGUCAAUGAAGACUACGCCGUUUAAAAGACCUCUAUCAAUAUUGACACACCAGUUAUUAGUUGCUUCUAGUAAAGAAGUGAGGGUGCUGUAAUUAGACCUAAAGCCAGAUUGAUAAGGAUUGACAAGCUGAUUAUCAGUUAAAUAUGCAUAAAAUUGGUCAUAAACGAGCCUUCCAAAACUUUUAGCAAUUACAGAAAUGAUUGAAAUAGGUCGAUAGUUGCCGAGAUCACGUAAUAGUAAAACGUACAAGUUCCAUUCAGCUUCAACUCAGACGUCGUGGAUUUCAGAUUCCUUAGAUUCAAGGGCAUCGAGUGAUUAAACGACAGAGGUGGGACAUAAUCAAGUCGAAAAUCGUCAUGGGCAAGAGUCACUUAACGAAACGGCAAGUCUAACUGAUAUGCCACAUACCGCUGUAGAUGGAUGUAUCUAUAACAACUAAUAACUCUUGUUACUGCGAAUAUCUCACGAUCUCCUGACGGAAGAUGUCCUCAAACUAAAACAAUGGGUGGAAAGUCGAUUUCAAAUCGACACUUCUGGAAGUGUGAACGCAAUUCUCCUGGAACUAGAUCGUAAGAAAAUCAUCACGAUUACCGAUCUGAGUCGACUGAAAAAAAAUAAUUUGAAGAUAUCUUAAGAUAUGAUUAUGUGUAUCCUAUUGACAAUUAUCUUCUUGGGGAGUAUACACAGCUAAAGAUUCCCAAGCCUGGUGAAAGAUCAUUUAGUCGAGGAUGGAACUCCCAGAAUGGACUGGCCUCUCAGCGGUUUGGUCAUCUACCAUCAGCACAAUGGCCAUCACGUUUAACAGCCAGAGGGCAUUCCACUGGUUCAGCAGACCAGUCAAGGAGUACUGCACUAGGUUUUCAAAAGCAAUUUCAGGUAUCACGGGCAAACUCGAGGAAGAUUGUAGAUACUGCGGGUAUAUCGAGUUCCACACAACGCGCUACCCAACGAUCUGUUGCUCGAAAUGGUCCUAGCUCGCAUUCACGCAGACCUCAUCCUCUGCCAAGUACGUCAACUUUAUCUGGCAAGGAGACUUUAAUCAGCAGUACUGCUUCGCAAGGUAUAGUAGUCACUGAUGCUGCAAAACGAGAGGAUGCUGGUGGUAGGUUAAAUACACGGCUAAAAACGCACAGGUGUUCCAAGUUGAUAUCGACAGGCGUGAACAAUGUUGUGCGGCCACUAUGAACAAGUUUUCAACCAUGUUGUUCCAAGUUGUUACAGUUGAACAAUGCUGUUACAACAUGUUGACAAUACUGUUCAUAGUGGGCCGCACAACCUUGUUCACGCCUGUUGAUAUCAACAUUGAAUGGUGGGAGGAAAGGGGGAGGUUUCCUAAAUUUACGAUAAUAUUACGACAUUUUGACAAGUAAUUCGAAGUGUUGCAGGUGCUUUGUCCAGGAUUGUAGCUUCUAGGAAAUCGUACUCAUCCAAAGUGAUGUUUAGAUCCUUCCGUCUGGAGACUUAGUAUGAAGAAUCCCUCUAAGAUAAACACGAUGCCCUGUCAUUCAUCUGUUUGCAUAUUUUGUAGUGUAUUUAUUAAGUUUAUGAAUUUCUUCUCCUACAGUUCAGGCCAGCGGUUCAACAGUACGUGGCGAUCAAGUUAAUGCUUCACGUAAUUCAAACCCUGGAAGCAAUGGACAGAAGUUGUCAAAAUUCCAACCACCUGAUGCGGAUGAGGACGACCAAUGGUUAUGCAGUCAUUACAAACGACGUUGUUACGUCAAAUUUGAAUGUUGUAACAAGUUUUGGCCAUGUCAUCGUUGCCAUAACAACCAAAGCACAUGUGGCAGGAGGACGCUCAAAGCACGUGACACGAAACAGCUUAAGUGCGCUGCUUGCGGUCUAGAACAACCGGUAUGUUGGCAAUUAAGAAUUAGUUUCCAACAUUCGUUAUUCAAGCGAAUUAGGUUGCUAACAUACGACCACCUUUUGUAGGUAGAAAUUUAGUUCUUUAAAUUCCUUUUACUUAAAUUUCAUGCAAUAUAUAGCCUAGCUAGAUUUAGCUAGCUUGCGUUAUAGCCUGCCAAUGCUUUCCUGGUUGAAAAAUUAUUGUUACAACAUUUGUUACACGGUUAUUCAGUUAUCGCUCAAAGGCUUUCAGACAUUGGCAAGGGAAGGGGGGGGCAGCUACCUCCCUGCCUGCCCCAAGCCUGCUUCCCUCCUGGUUGCCCCCCCCCCCUCCUGGUAUUGCCACUGAUUCGACUUUAAUUCAGAAAUAGUCUAUUACUGUAUAGUUUCCACUUUUAUGUUAAUGUCCUUUCAAUUCUUUAUUUCAGUUUGCACAUUACUGUUCAAAACGCAACGCAAAAUUUGCGAGAUACUUUUGUGGUUUGUGUAAACACCUGACAGGCACUGAUGAUAAUCCUUACCAUUGUGAAAAAUGUGGUAUUUGCAGGUGAGAUACCAGGGUAAUGCUCACUGCAUGUGCCUGGUUUCGAGCAAAAAAUAAAAUUUUUCAGCAGAGGAUUUUUACAGCCAGAGGACUUCUUUGUUCACAUGAGGUCCUGUCUGUAUAGCUCGGACUGAAGUACAGUUGAAUUUUGCCAUUAACUAAUGUCAUAAGCUUAGUUUUGAACCUUUAUAGCCAGAGGAGUUCUUUGACCGAGAUCAAAUCUCGUUUUCUGAAUACAUCUGAUUGUUUCUGAACUGUAGUUUUAACGAUAUUUCGCAAUUCCAUAAUUUCAAAAAUUUCAAUAUGCGAUCACUUCGAGUUUGUUAACUGGUGUGUGUUCGAAAUUUUUAUUUUAGAAUUCACGGAGAUCGUUCAUUUCAUUGUGAUGUCUGUGGUGUGUGUUUGGAUGUUCAACUGCAUGGAAAUCACAAAUGUCGCGCAGGGUCUGCACAUGAUGAAUGCUGCAUUUGUUUGGAGGUAAUGUAUCAAUUUGAGGUUUUUAUUAGCAAUGAAUGUGUGGAAUUCAUAGGUGUCUUAUAAACACUAGAUAGCGCAUCGCUUUUAGUAAAAUUGAAGCCAAGAAUAUUCCAGCGGUUAGCCCCAUUUGAAUAGAUGGCGGCCAUUUGGAGUUUCCCACUCGCUAAUAAACGCUUAAAAAACAACAACGUUCAUCAUUUGACUAGUUUGAAAAUGUAUUAGGAAUAUAGUUUAAACUUAAUGUUUUUAAAAGUUCCCCGUUUAAUUUAAUUAAGAAAUAGAAAACAUACGAGUUUUCUCAUUUCAUGGGAAUAUCCUGAGUUUGCAAUCACGGCUUCAAUUUUUGGAUUGCAGAAUAAUUAGACGCACUAUCUAGCGUAUAUAAGAUAUCUAUGGUGGAAUUUCGUAGUCGAAUUUUCGAUUUCAUCUUUAUACAGAACUAGCUUGAAAUUUCUCGUCUAAAACGAACCAUAUCGCCAAAAUAUUUGGUAGCUCGAAAUAUCGAGAAGCGUAAUUCAUUCUUUUUCAGUGACUGUGGUUGUCGCAAGCAAAGCUUUUUCCGCGAUUCGACAACGCGGCGCGAUUUUUCAGUUUUUGAAGGAUAAUAAAGCAGCCAAUAGCAAUGAAAAGAAAUUUUAAAAGAUAUGUAGACCAUAUAACUCAAAACGUUAUAGCGCUUCUAAAUAUUUGGAAAACUUUAAAUAGGAUCAAAGUUAUCGGUCAGUGAAAAUCGAAAAAUUGCGCCGCUUUGUCGAAUCGCGUCUGGUGUGUCUCGAUCUUUACACCACGGUCGACACUGCACGCCCAAAGCAUUAACUUUUACAUUUCUAUUUCUUUUCUAGGAUGCAUUUACAGGAUGUCAGAUCUUACCUUGUUCCCACAAAGUACACAAGGAGUGCGCAACGCAAAUGAUCAGAAGUGGAAUGUGAGUGUGAUGGCUGAAUUUUAAUCACUAUUGCAUGUUAUAAUAUAGCAUUUGUAAAUUCUGAACGCUGAUUGGCUAAGAGCCCUGUUGAUAUAACUCCAUGUCAACACGGGAAAUUUUCCGCCGUUUGUAAUACGGAAAUUGUUCUUAUUCUUCGGGCUUUUGACAUUGCUAUAUUAUAAAACAAAUAUAAAACAUUUUUUCCGUAUUGAUAUAUAGUUAUAUCAACACUCGUGGAAGUUGGGAAAACUCGAAAUUGUGUGAAAACACUCCGCCCUUCGGGCGUCGUGUUUCCACACAAUUUCUCGUUUUCCCAAUUUCCACUCGUGUUGAUAUAACUGUAUAUCAACACGGAAAAUGUUUUAUAUUUGUUAAAUCUUACACAUGCAAAUUUGUACAUUCUUGAUGUGUUCAUUUUAUACAUUGUAGAACUCGUUGUCCAAUAUGUCGGGAAAGUUUUGCACAUAAACUGGAAAGAAGACCUCAUCCUUCAAAGAAACGACCAGUGAAGCAAUAG
Molecule: messenger RNA, 6086 nt
Organism: Paramuricea clavata
Lineage: Eukaryota; Metazoa; Cnidaria; Anthozoa; Malacalcyonacea; Plexauridae
Source: the annotation of a GenBank genome assembly